GGGCUGCCUGGGCCCUGGACGACCAGUUGCUUUGCUUAGAGCUAGGCCGCCUAGCCACCUCGACCGCCGCGGGGUCUGCGUGACCAGUUAUUGGCGCAUUGAUAGCUCAAAAUCAUGAUCCUGAGGCAACCGGACGAGGCAGCCUAGUUGGGCAGCCCUAAGACCUCACGAUGCUGCGCCCGUCGAACGCCCAGCCCCUGUCCCCCGCGGGCAAGCGCCGGGCCGCACGCGCGCGAGCCAAGCUCGCCCAAGCAUUGGAGCCGUACCUGCCGGGCGUCGUAAACAGUAUAAUCAACGAGACGGUCGAGGACUUGAGAGGAUGGCUCCGCGACGACGCCCUGACGGCGAUCCUGGAUGAGCGCAUGACGUCCGUGCGGCAGGUGCAGGCGGAGGUGAUGCCGCGGGACAUGACCUCUGACGUCGUCGACGACCUGAUUGACGAGGAAGUAUCGGAGCAGGUGCCCGGCCUCGUCGAGGAAUUUAUCAGAGAACGUGCGGACGCCUACCUCAUGCAAAGGCGUAGUGAAAUGGCCUACGAGGCAAUCUACGACGCCAUCGAAGCGGAGAUGCCGAAUAUGGUCGAGGAGGCCUUCGCCGACGCGAAGAGCGAGCUCGUCUACGACGCGCUCGACGCCGUCGAGGCGCUCGCGGCGGACGUGGCCCCCGAAGCGCUGGAGGAGGUCGCGGCACAAUAUGAAAGGGACCGCAAGGCCGCCGCCGAGCGGGCCGUGCGCGAGACGUGCGAGACCCACGUCUUGAGGACGGCCUCGCUGCGGCACCUCGCCGGCGCGCUGGGGGCCAAGUCGACGUCGUUGGAGGUCUACCACUACUUAUCGUUGCGGGCCACGGCCCUGCAGGUGGGCCGGCUCGACGACGCAUUGCGGCGCUGCGUUUCAUUACGGGACCGCCUAGAAAACGAGCCGCUCCUCGCGGACGGCGUCAAAGCGGCCGUCGCGGACGCGGGCGUCGAGCUGCUCCAGGGGCAGGUGCGCCACGCGCUGGCCGCCGAGGAGGCGGCGCUCCAACAACGCGAGGACGAGGCCUACGGUCGCAUUCAAAUGGCGCCCGCGCCUGCGCCAUACUCGUCGGCGCUUUUGUCGGCGCCGGCGCCCGCGCCUCGAAUGGCGCGGGCGUACUCGUCGGCGUCCGAGCUCGGGUAAGAAUUGAACUG
Molecule: messenger RNA, 1171 nt
Organism: Pelagomonas calceolata
Lineage: Eukaryota; Pelagophyceae; Pelagomonadales; Pelagomonadaceae
Source: the annotation of a GenBank genome assembly